Messenger RNA from Cryptococcus amylolentus CBS 6039, 342 nucleotides. RefSeq lists its product as hypothetical. NCBI's taxonomy places the organism in Eukaryota, Fungi, Basidiomycota, Tremellomycetes, Tremellales, Cryptococcaceae. The record is from RefSeq and is a predicted model, not a curated record. The transcript has 2 exons. Bases 1 to 342 code for a protein of 113 amino acids.
AUGUCUUCGAAUAUCCCCACCUUCGACCAUCCUUGCAGCAUCCUCUCCUCUCUCCCCGACGACACCCUCCACCUCGAAUUCGACGCCUACCCCAGCUCCCUGCCGACCCAGUCUUCGGCCUUCCUCGACCUCCUCUGUCUCGACCGCCAUACGUACAGCCGAUGUCUAACCUGGCUCUACCACACCAUCGGGCUCACACACUACAAUCACCUCUCAUUUUUCAAAUCCUAUGGCAAUCUCCUUCAAGAAUAUACUUUCUCCUCCUACUACGACCCCGAGGGUAGCGACACGUCCUUUUUCGUCCCUCGUCUUGGGACAGGAGGACAGAGGAAGGAUAGAUAG